Molecule: messenger RNA, 4127 nt
Organism: Amoebophrya sp. A120
Lineage: Eukaryota; Dinophyceae; Syndiniales; Amoebophryaceae
Source: the annotation of a GenBank genome assembly
GCGUUUGGCGCGCUGGUGGUCCGGUGGCUGACGCGCAAGUGGAUUUUGGAGGAUUUGCCCGCGACGAGAGACCAAUUCGGCACGGAAUUCGUGUCGUGGUUUUUGUGUACCAUCAGCUUGAUCGUUGUGGUUGUGCCCGAGAGCUUGCCGUUGAUCGUCACCUUGGUUCUAAUGCGGCAGAUACAGCUGGACAGCGAGAACGGGUCGCUGUUAGGGUCAAUGAGCUGCAGGAACGCCGGGGUAAUGAACGUUGCGGGUGGAGAGCAGCAGUCGUCGAGCGGGAGUGCAGCUGGUGGUGGGGAAAGCGAAGAGAGCAAGAAGAAGGCGGAGUCUAGUGCAAAUAAUACGUCCACCGGCGCUUUGAGCAAAGCUGUCUCUACUACUGCUUCCACCUACCCGAGCUCCACACUGCUUAUCAAGCACCUGGAUUCCCUCGAGCGCAUGGGAUCCGUCACGUCCAUUUGCACCCAGAAAACCGGGUUUCUCACCAUCGAAGAGGAAACGAGGAUUACGGGGUGCUACUGCGCGAACAACGCCUUCCUGGAGCAGAACAACAAAGCGCUGGGGUUCAUCACCGUUCUGAAACGGGAAAUCUCCGGCACCAUGCUCUGCGACCUGCUUUGCCGCGGGAUCUGCAUGAACAAAGGGGACCGAGCGGAGAUAGAGGAGAUACCACGGUCACCCUCCUCCUCUGUUUCCCCAACCGGGAAACCCAAACCCCUCUCCAACUGGAAGCACCUCGGCCCCGACCACACCGACUGCGCGUUGCUGUCGUUUGCUUUUGAACUGGGCUACGACUACCGGAAAUUCACUUCCAACGGCCCGCAGCAGCAGCAAAACGAAAAGAAGAAGAACCGUCCUGGUGUGGUGUCGAAAAAGAAAAAAACCACCCGGAAUUCCUUCACCGUUCGACCUUUCACCAGUGAGAAGAAGCGCGCGACAGUGGUGGUAAGGGAUUUGAACAUGGGCGGGCACACGGUUUUUGUGAAGGGGUCCGUGGAAAAAAUUCUGCCCUAUUGCACGAAGAAACUGAAUCUGGAUGGGUCCGAAUCGUCAUUCCCAGCGACGGAAGAAGAAGACAAGUUGAUCCGGAGCGGCAUCUUCGGGCACAAUUUACUGGAUCGAAACUCCGAAAACAACAGCGUGCCCUUUCUGGUCGCGCUGGCUUGCAGAAGGUAUAGUGCGGAAGAUCAUAUGGCCGCCGCUGAUGCGAACAACAAUUAUGGGCAGCAGUCGCAAUCCGGGUCAAGUUCUAACUCGAAGGCAAACAGCGCUGUCUCUGGUGAAAAUAACAACGAUGAGAAUGAAGACAGCUUUGAAUGGACGCUGAAACCCGCGGUGAGCAGCAAGAACACAGUUUAUUCGAGGCGGAAUUUUUACAACAACGAAACGCGAGUAUACCAAGAGCAGCAACUCGACGACGAUGACCUUGACGAGCGUCACGGUGGUGUCGUUUUCUCGGAGGCGAAUAACGGGAUAGAUUUUUUCCCACCAAUAAAUUCGGACGAUGAAGAGAUUCUCACAGAGAAUUCCACCAUCAACGAUUUGUACGACAUCGAGACGAAUCUGACCCUGAUCGCGGUUUUGGCAGUUUCCACGCCACUGCGACCCUCGGCGAGACCCGCGGUGGAGAAGUGCAGCAAAGCGGGCGUCGACGUCCGCUUGAUAACCGGUCUCUCCAUGGAGUCCGCGAUCAUUUGCGCGCGGAACAGUGGGAUUUUGAGAAGGGGGAUUGACUACAACCCGUGGGACCCAAAUAUUGUCUCCGAUCGCGCGGUGUUAACCGCGGAAGAGUUUCGGAAACGAGUACUGGUUUCCACGGGCGGUGGGGGAACAGCAAACCAAGAACAGCACAAUGCCGGCGAGGUUCUUAUGGCACUCUCAACUGUUACAUUCUCAGCUGUUACAUGAAUUUGUGAUGCAAGAGCGGCAAAAUUGAAAGGGGGAAGAUUGCGCCUUUUGCAUUACAAAUUCCGCACAGAUUUAGGUGCUGUCUAGCCCUGCUUCGUAGAUUUGUCAUGCGAAGCAGCUUGACCACCUGGCGCCUUGAGGUAAUUUUGCAUGACAAAUCAUGUAACAGUUGAGAAUGUAACGUUUGGGAGCGCCAUAGUUCUAGAGGAAACCGAGAAGGUUCUCAACCGCACCGAAUUCGACCAGGUGUGGCCGUAUUUGCGGGUCUUGUGCCAGGCGACUUCUUUGGACAAGUACUUGCUAGUGACCGGGAUAAAAGACUCGACGUUGUAUCAGGACGAGCAGGCGGUUUUGUCCCUCGGGAUUUUCCCGGACAGGCAGGUGGUUGCGGUGACGGGAGAGAGCGUGACCGACGCGGAAAUUCUAGAACAGUCCGACAUCGGGUUCGUCAUGGCAGAUUCGAACAACUUAUCCACAGCUGUGGCGAAGGAGUCCGCGGACAUUUUGAUCACCACGUCGGAACGAAAUCUGGUCCCUGCUGUCACAACUGGUCUGGCGAGACCUGACGGAUCUUUAAUAAGAGGAGAGCCGAACAAGACUUCGAACAGUAACAACAAGACAACCAAGCAGCCUGACGGCGGUUUUUCCAGUUUGAUGCAAGCGACGAAGCUUGGGCGGAACGUUUACGAGUGCGUCUACAAAUUUCUCCAAUUCCAUCUUACCACCACUCUAACCGCCUGCAUCGUUUUCCUCGGCGGGGCGGUUACGUCCGGGGGAAGCCCGUUAACCGCGAUGCAGCUCCUUUGGAUCGCGGUUCUGAUAGAUGUGCUAGGAGCGGUGGCUUUGGCGUCGGAGCCGGCGACGGAGGAUUUGCUAGAACGGCCGAGCCUGUUUCUCAUCAACACCAGCUCCAUCAAUUCCACUACCAGUAACUUGACCAACGACUCGCAGCUUUUUUCCGCGCAAAUGCUCUACCACAUCAUUUCCCAAACUCUCUACCAACUCGCAGUUCUCGCCACCAUUCUGUUCGGCGCGGGCGACUCCGGACGCGGCGAAACCUGCGACAUGCGGCACCCCUAUUUCCCGGCGCGGAACUGCGACGGGUGCGGCGGCUGGUUGGACCUGCCGAGUGGGUUUGACCGGGAGCCCUACGUCGAUUUUCCGACCCAGCACUACACGCUUCUGUUCAACACGUUUGUGUUUUUGCAGGUCUUUAAUUUGAUCAACUGUAGGAAGAUUUACAACGAUUGGAACGUGUUUGCGGCGAUCACGAAGAAUCAAACGCUGAUGCUCAUCGUUUCCAUCAUCGUCAUUGUCCAAAUCUUCAUCGUCGAAUCUGGAGCCCUUUUCAACGUGCUGCUGAAUAACGACUUGACCACGGAGCAGGAGAGAACGAACCACCUGAUCUGCAAGUCCGUGAACCACGCGUUUCGCACGGUGCACCUUCCGCUCUGGCAGUGGGGCGUGUCUCUCUCCCUCGCAGCUGGGUGCAUUGUGUGGCGGAUUUUUUUGGUGGCGCUCGCAAAGUCGAACUUUUUUACUUUGUUCUGGAAAGAGGACAUUUUUGUCAGCGGUUUUGGAACGAUAAGCGGCAUCCGCAGGUGGAAGAAGGGCGGAUCCUCUACUGCGAGUGGAGGAGCCAAUAAGGAUGGGAGUGGGGGUGGAAAUAACAGUGGGAACAACACGGACGGCGUCAGUCAAACCGGUACUGUGGGGAACAGUGAGAGGAACGGCGGCGCGGGGAAGCAGGGGUCAAAACGCUUGGCGGAACGCAUGAAUCUGAACUUGGAAAAUUACUUCUCGUUGUCUGGAAAGGGGCGGGAAAGAGAAAGAGCGGCGAUACGGCACUUUUUGCUGACCUCCUCGUCGAAUGGCGGAUCCGCUGCGGGGGGCGCUGGCGAGUGAAAAUCGUUUAUUGUGAUCAUCACUCACAGAUACGCUUACGCAUACGGAUUUAUUUCACAUCGCAACUACUGUGCGAGUGCCGGAAAUAAACGAGUUUGAAUUGCUAUUGCGCCAUUUUUGUGUUGGCAGACAAAAAUAAACGCAUUUCCAUUUCCCUACAGUUUCAUGGAAGGAGGUUUCAAGUUUCUGCAGCCCGCUCCACGAGGACCGCAUGGAGUGCGAUAUUGUUGGAGCAGCUGUUGGGCUUGAGUGAGUCGCGAAAGGAACUACACGCGAGGCUGCUGUAGAUAAAGCUCCUCUCAUGAUAUCAU